AUCUUCUCUUCCAAAGAGUAUCGCCCGGAUGACGGAUGUUUGUAAACAUUAAUCAGAUUCUGCACUGCAAACAUCAUCAACAGGGAUCAACAAGUAUCAUUCACGCCAUAGUAGUACAAACUCGCAGUGGAGCAUAAUAAUCGUAUAUCAGCAUCAUGGUGUACAUGAGUGUACUUCAUGACUCAGAUACUCGUCUGAAGCUACUUCGAGAGCCAUCACUCUUGUCAAAGGCUGUAUUCAUUGGUUUCCUGAUAGGAGUCAUUGGUGUUUUCCUUUUCGGCUCAGAAUCAUGUUUUUUCAAGGUGUUGAUUGGGCUUGUCACAGUGGGGCUCAGCUUCUUUAUGGUUGAUAACUAUGAGAUUUGCGAAUUUGACAAAGAACAAGGAGAAGUGCGUCUGUCUCGUCUACACUGGUUUCAAUACCUGUUGGAUGUAGGCAUGCAGCCAUACAUUGUUGUCAAGCUUGAAGAUAUAAAAGACGUCAAAAUUGAAGAACAAGGAGGAGAUGCAGGCAAAAGAUCAUUUCAAGUAGCCCUGUCCUUGUAUUCUGGAGUACAGCUUGGCAUCACAGAAAUUUUCACUACAGAUCCAAUUGAGCAGCACAAGGCUCUUUCUAAGAAAAUCAUGAGCUUUGUAAGUAGCACUGCUCCAACUUAUGGUGUUGAUGAUGUGGACAAGGAGAGCAGAGAUGAAGACAAAUCCUCUGAAGAUGAUGAUGAGGAUGAUUUUGAACAAAUUUCUAAAGCAGAUCUUGAGGAUAUGGAAGAAGGACCAGCAUCAAAAGAAACAGAGCCAGCAGAAUAACUCAGCCACAUACAUAGUUCAUCUGUAGUGGCACCAACUAGAAAACUAACUAAGCUGCCUUUGUAGGAAAACAUCUCUAUAGGAUCAUCCGUAAAUUGAUCACAUUACAAAAGUUCUCUAAGAUAAUGCAAAGCAUUUGUCGCUGAGAUAGGCAGAUGAGUCAGGCUACUGCUGAUUUUUUACUUCUUACCUUUGUCAUCACGUUUUUAAGUCAGCAACUCCAGUCGUGCUUGUUCUUACUGUCUAAUGUAAUGAACAUUUCGGAUUAUUUUGUAGUGACUAGUUUUUUUGUGAUAACUUUAGAAAAAUACUAUACAUAAAUUUAAAUAAACCUUUUAUGACAUAGCUUUGGAAACUGGUUUUUUAUUUUAUUAUUUUUGGGAUUCAUACGUUGUUUUGAAAUUUGUCCAAUUGCAAUGAAAUUUUCUUUUUUUUU
Aplysia californica (California sea hare) is the source of this 1239-nucleotide messenger RNA. RefSeq lists its product as uncharacterized. Bases 156 to 803 code for a protein of 215 amino acids. Lineage: Eukaryota; Metazoa; Mollusca; Gastropoda; Aplysiida; Aplysiidae. The transcript has 8 exons. The record is from RefSeq and is a predicted model, not a curated record.